This is a messenger RNA of Oppiella nova, 362 nucleotides long. Lineage: Eukaryota; Metazoa; Arthropoda; Arachnida; Sarcoptiformes; Oppiidae. The record is from the annotation of a GenBank genome assembly.
GGUUGAGGUUCGGAGACAUACGACAGACACUGUCGGGAAAGUAUGAGGAAAGGCUGCCUUUUAUGCACAUAUAUGUCCCCCAGAGAUACCGUUCCCGCAAUCUGACGAUCAAUGAGCACCGACUCACUACUCCUUUCGACAUUCACUCAACGCUUAAGCAUAUACUCGAAGGUAAACCUAAUACUACUUUAAAAUAUGGGUUAUCCCUAUUAGAGGAGAUCCCAUACGACAGGAGCUGUGAUAGUAUACCCGUAUUAGAGCACUGGUGUGUCUGUCAUAUAAGUCGACGCAUACAUGACUUACACAGCGUUAGACCUAUGGCUGAGUUUGUGGUCACAAAACUCAAUGACUUACUGCACGAC